This is a messenger RNA of Alosa alosa (allis shad), 3838 nucleotides long. It is a transcript of the gene il23r, whose product is annotated as interleukin 23 receptor. The transcript is spliced from 12 exons. Lineage: Eukaryota; Metazoa; Chordata; Actinopteri; Clupeiformes; Clupeidae. The record is from RefSeq and is a predicted model, not a curated record. Bases 178 to 2049 code for a protein of 623 amino acids. Gene Ontology annotation, molecular function: protein binding.
CCAGGUUGCAGCUCUGUUAGCAUACCACGAACCAGCUUCAGCGAGAGUGCAAAGUAUGAUGUGCAUGUGGUUGCACAGAAUGCUCUGGGAAUCUCUACCUCUGAUGUCUACGCCUUCUCAGUCAGAGAUGUAGUGAUACCUAACGCCCCCACUAUCAAAUGGGUCAACUUCACUCACAUGACAGGCUCCAGUUUUCUAAUGACCUGGAACAGCUUAGAGUCUUCUGAGCAUGUGAAGCACAGAAUUUGCCUUGGUGCGGAGCUGAUCUGGGAGGGAAAUGCCACCCAGAGUAGUGGCAGUGGAGGUAGUGUUGCAGUGGAGGGUCUGAAGUCGAGGACCAUGUACACAAUCGAGUUGAGGGUGUGCACCCAAGUCCCCAAGCCAAAGUGUAGCCUGUGGAGUGCACCCAUGGGCGCAGUUACCCCAGGGAUUGCACCAACACAAAAACCUGUUGCCUGGAGAACAGUUGGUCACACAGAGAGCCCUGGUGUUCAGAAUGUGACUGUGCUCUGGGAGUCCAUGGAAUCUGAGGAUUUCAAAACCCUGUACUAUGAGGUGUCUUACUGGCACCAUGGCCAGAGACUGGUACCCUGUUCAGUCAAUGUCUCAGAGGUGCGGCUUCAGCUACCAGCCGAAGUAAAGGAGGUCAACCUUAUUGUUGUCACAUCAGCAGGGAGCUCCCCUCCUGCCUCUCUGAGUCUAACUCACACAAAUAUCGCGGCUCCGGUAAUGAGAGUCUCCUCCCCAAAGGAGGACACUGUGCUUCUGUCCUGGCUUUGUCAGAUGAAACUUGGGGUUACAGGGUUUCCACUGGGAUAUGUCAUCCAGUGGCAAUGCAAGGACUCCCCGGUCCAAUGGAGAAGACUGUCCAGAGACUGUAACUCAACAUAUAUCAGAGGCUUGAAACCAGGUUGGAGAUAUGAUGUGCUGUUACAAGCUGAGACCACAAGAGGGCUCUCUAAACCUGCCUUUCUGCAGGUGUACUCAGCGGAGAGAAAGCCACUGUCUGGACCGAAGGCCUUUAUUCACAGCACUGGCUCAAAGCACAUUCAGGUCAUAUGGGAGGAGCCUACCCUUGAAGACCAGAGAGGGUUCAUCACCCACUAUACCAUCUACAUCCGCAAGCACGGAACUGGAUAUUUUAAACCAAUGUUUCAGGUUAACGCUUCAUCUCCAAGAGAGCAGUCGCUGGACACACUGGACACUGGCUUUGAGCUUUGUAUAUCGGCCUGGAAUGCUGCAGGAGAGGGACUUAAAGGGGUGCCUAUCUCCUAUCAGAGACUGCAAUCAGAUGGAAUGUUUGUCGGGAUUUGGGUGGUGGCCGCUGUCUCCUUGGUGCUUGUAGCAAACCUGAUAUGCUUGAAAUGUGCUCGUACAAGAAUUAGAGCAGCGUGUGUAACAGUUGGACCAGCAUGGCUUUUUGAGACAUUUCCAAAGGUCGGAAAUAGCAAUGCCAUCAAAUUAUUGAAGGACGAGAGGUGCGGCUCAGACUCGCUCUGGAUGUCAGUAUGCAGUGACAGCGACCCGCCCAUCUCCCCUGUGGAGGACAUCGCAGAGCCCAUCGCCCAAACGUUCCUCUUCCCCUCCGUCCACGACAAAGAGAAAGCCAAGGAGGUCCGAGUGGCCAGACCGGAGAUUGUGGAUCCUUACAAACCACAGUGGGCAGACUCGUGUCAAGUCAGCUCCACCCAUCUAUCUGAAACCCCUGAGGUGGCGCCCGAGGAGGACACAGAGGAAGAGUGCCCCCUGUGGGCAUGUCUCCCACAGCCUUCCUAUGGGAAGGAUAUUGGCCUUGGUGAUGUGACCUUAGGAGGCUUCAAGGGCAUAGGGGUCACAGGGAAUCUUCUUUGUCCCCCUUUGCUUGACCCCAAGCAGACUGAGUGGCACACAAAUAUGAGUGCUGGCAUGAGGGACAUGAGUGGUUUCUCACUGGCCUUGCUGACUGAGGAGCAGACUGUAUUGCCUAAUGACCUGCUAACUACUCGGUCACCACAGAUAAACCCCUACUCACCUCAGGGAUGUUGGCUUAAAGUUGCACAUAAUACCUAAUGGAGACUUUUGGAUUCCAACAACUACAGAGACCUCCUCACAGGAAGAUGUACUCUGCUGUGAGGGCACUUUGGACUGUGAAUGUACACAACUGGGAAAGCAAUUUGAAUUGCUGUCAUUAAGCAUUAUAUCAGACUUUAACUUUUGAAUUGGACUGGAUGGACCAAUGCCACUUGAACUCUUUAAGACAUUAUGUAUCUGAUAGCCAAAUGCACUUAACACUUUCCAUAUCUGCUGCAUGUAACUGGAAACAUUAAAAAUCUUAUGAGCUGUAAGCACCCUGAGCUUAUAGUGUAUAUUGAGACUGUAAUCAUCAACCUAACUCUCUUUUGGUUUAUAUUCUGACACAUCUCACCUCUGUAUUGUAAAACCGUAAUGCACAUUUUCUAACAGAUGCAUCUACCGUUUCUGCAGAAAUACUGAUGCCAAACAAUCUACAUUAUCCAUAUAGGCCUAUUUAGUGAAAUACUAUGGAGAAUGUAACAGCUUAAACUGCCAUGAAAAGAUACUCACAUCAUAACUGUGAAUGUAACUGCCAGUGGUAACAUCCCCUCCUACUGUACCUGGAAAGUACAAUGUGCUCACACUGAGGAAAGUGAAAUCAAUGACCAUGUGGGGAGUUCAAAAGUUUUGAAACAGGGUUCACUUCAAUGCAUGUUACACAAUUCAUUGCACAAUUCAUAUUUAGACAACAAACCUUUUUCAUCUUCAAUCAAGUUGCGUUGGCAAUGGUCUGGCAGAGCAUUCACUGGGCCCUCCCUCUGAAAAUCACUUUAUUCCUUUAAAUUUACAUAAAUUGUAAAUGUAUAUCAUAUGUAAUUACUCCUUUAGAUGUACAUCAGUUAUGCUGUAAAUCACAUUAUCUGUGCCAUAACCUAAGACAUUCCCUGUGCUAUCUAGAUAAUUUGAUGGUUGUGCAAUGUGUAUGUUUAUGUUUAUUUCCCCUCUGUUUGACUUCAAGGCCACAGAGUUUACCUACAUCUGCACGACAGCAUGGCAGUUAAGUUACUUCCUGAAGUUCUGAUUCUCACAUCCUUCACGGCACUUUCAGAGUGCAUAUUUGCCUCUUUACUGAUUUAGAUUCUUGCACUCCCUUCUGUUGCUUCUUGGUUUGCACAUCAUGCAGUGCCUGCUGCUACGUCUUAGUUUAGCUUUGCUGUUGGAUGCUAGUUUCUGCCUGAUUCAUUCAACUGUUGUUAAGGAAUGUCACAUAGGAAUGCACACAAAAAGUAAACAUUUCAACAUUUCACUAUACAUAAGAAAAAAGUGUUUAUUUGGCUGGCAUGAGAGUGUUCGUGUGAAUUACCACUAGGCUAAGACAUGCUCUUGAGCCGGAGGGAGAGGCGUUUCCAGGAAUAGUCACCAAAAGAGAAGUGUGAUAUUGAGCUCACAAACUGUAUUUCAAUGGCAACUGAUGACCACAAAGCAUUUGCGCUUAUGAGGCUUGUAAUUGGGAUGUUGUAUGUGUUUAUUGUUCUAUUAAAGUACCGUCUGGAUGGCUCAUUUAAGCUCUCUUGUGUUGUUGUGAAUGUAAGCAAAAUAGGAAAUAAUUCCCACAAAAGAUUUACAGCAAGCAACAUUUGCCCCCUAAAUAGACAUUCAGAGGCUCAAAGCAGCACUGUGUUAGCCAAAAAACGAUCAAGCUUGCUACCUAAGGCAUGCAAAACCUUGCAAACUUCAUCUAGAGCCUUUGUUUACAAUGUUAGAAGCUGAACACUGUAACUGGUGUUGUGCUGAUUUAGUCAGCAAUGUCUUCAGUGUUUCCCACAUAAUUGGAUGCAAUUUGUGG